Molecule: messenger RNA, 1101 nt
Organism: Miscanthus lutarioriparius
Lineage: Eukaryota; Viridiplantae; Streptophyta; Magnoliopsida; Poales; Poaceae
Source: the annotation of a GenBank genome assembly
AUGCCGCCGAGAGGAAGGAAACACUGGUGCAAGCUGUGCAGGAAAAGCUUCACAGCAUACAUGUCGCUCGGGGGCCACAUGAAUCUUCACAGCGGCAAACGCAAGCAAAAGAAGCUGUCAAGGACCGCGCCUAGCCUUGCCAACACCAGAGGUGGUGCCGGCGGGUAUGGCCUCCGGGAGAGGCGACACAGUACCUGGUUGCUGUGUGAUUCCAGGGACGACCAGUACCUGACACCGGUCCCCAAGACAGAAUGCCAAUUGUGCUUCAAGGUCUUCGCUUCCCGCGGUGCGCUGGGGAUGCACAUGAGAGCACACACUCGACGCGAGAGGAAGAUGGUGGCAGAGGAGGUGCCAAGAGAGAGCGAUGGAUACUGUGAUCACAAUGUCCCUGUGUCUACCCCAGUGACCUUGACGUACGGGAUGGAGGAGGUGAAUGCUGCACGUGUUCUGAUGAUGAUCUCAGGACAUUCUGGCAUGGACUCAGCUUAUGAGCAUUGCGGUGAGGAUUAUGAGAUGGAUGGCAACUUGGCCUACCUAGAGCAGAAGAGUGAGAUGGAGCUGGAUUACUCUGGUCACCGCCAAACUGGGAAUGCUGAGUUGGUGCCAGAGAGCGACAUCUCUGAUGUGAAGCUGAGGUUCAUCAGUCUCUCGCAAGUGUUGAAGGCAACAGCAACACAUGAUUGCAAGCUCUGUGACAAGGUCUUCACAUCCAGCAAAGGAUUGGCAAGCCACAAGAAGUUUCACAAAGUUCAUGAUCAUGAAAAGGUUGCCGCAUCACCCAACUCUGCAAUGCCUGAAACAGGAAAGCAGCUGCUUGAAGUGGAUAGCCAGUUGCUCUGUCUCGACCUUUCAGGUCUCAGUGAUAGGAAUCACAGCCGCAGGAGUCCAAGGAUAUGCAUGAAUGGCUGUUUGAUUGUCCUCAGGCUUAAAGCUAGUUAUUACUACGUGUCUGAGUCUGAAAAUUUCUGGUCUGUAUAUCCUUUCACCUUGGGUGCUUCUGCAGUUGCCUUGCCAGACUGCGAGCUUAUGCAAUGGACACUAAGCCAAACUGCAGCCAACUUUGAUGCCAAGCACCGUAGUUCUCAAGUGUUGAAGUCUUAA